AUGAGCGCCACAACAACUGUCACCGAGACGCCAAGAAUCACGGCGGAGAAUGUCGCGACCCUCUUCCCCGAGGUCGACACUUCGCUCGCUCGUGAGGUUCUCCCGACUGCGACAAGUGCUGCCGCCGCUGGGUCCAGCGACGAUCUGGCCGGCUACGACGAGGAACAGGUCCGUUUAAUGGAUGAGGUGUGCAUUGUUUUGGAUGAGGACGACAAGCCUAUCGGUAGUGCCAGCAAGAAGGCCUGCCAUCUGAUGACGAACAUCGACCGCGGCCUCCUGCACCGCGCCUUUUCGGUCUUCCUCUUCGACUCCAACAAGCGCCUGCUCCUGCAACAGCGCGCCACCGAGAAGAUCACAUUCCCGGACAUGUGGACGAAUACCUGCUGCUCGCACCCGCUGGGCAUCCCCGGUGAGACGGGCUCGGAGCUGGAUGCCGCGAUCCUCGGGGUCAAGCGCGCGGCGCAGCGCAAGUUGGAUCAGGAGCUGGGCAUCAAGGCCGAGCAGGUGCCGUUGGACAAGUUCGAAUUCUUCACCCGCAUCCACUACAAGGCGCCCAGCGAUGGCAAGUGGGGGGAGCAUGAGAGUGCGUUACCAUCUCUAGUUGACUACAUCCUCUUCAUCCAAGCCGACGUCGACCUGAACAUCAACCCCAACGAGAUCCGCGACACCUGCUAUGUCUCGGCCGAGGAGCUGAAGCAGAUGUUCGAGAAGCCCGGCCUCAAGUUCACGCCCUGGUUCAAGCUCAUCUGCAACUCGAUGCUGUUCGAGUGGUGGAGCCACCUCGGCUCGCCUUCGUUGGAGGCCUACAAGAAUGAGAAGGAGAUUCGUCGGAUGUAG
Aspergillus aculeatus ATCC 16872 is the source of this 837-nucleotide messenger RNA. RefSeq names its product isopentenyl-diphosphate delta-isomerase IDI1 (gene idi1). Gene Ontology annotation, biological process: isoprenoid biosynthetic process; isopentenyl diphosphate biosynthetic process. Gene Ontology annotation, molecular function: isopentenyl-diphosphate delta-isomerase activity. Lineage: Eukaryota; Fungi; Ascomycota; Eurotiomycetes; Eurotiales; Aspergillaceae. Gene Ontology annotation, cellular component: cytoplasm. Bases 1 to 837 code for a protein of 278 amino acids. The transcript is spliced from 3 exons. The record is from RefSeq and is a predicted model, not a curated record.